CCGGGGACAUCAUUCACAGCAACACACUGGCGCUCAAAGCACAACAGGAAAGCGUGUGUCGAAUGGUUGAUUUUAUUUUUUAAAUAUUUUUUGCACACCGGAGGUAGCACCUGUUCAUGUGACAUCAUUUGGAUAAGAGUGAAGUUGGACCUGGACACGUAAAAUAUGGCUUUUCAGGUACCUGUUGUAUUCAACAAUGUUGUGGCCUCAUUUACAGUAGAGCAGUGGAUAAACCUGGCAGGUUGGAAGAAGGAGCUCUAUCACAAUGUAGUGAAAGAUAUCCAUAAAAUUCUAAAGAAACAAGGCUAUACGAUUAUUAAUCCAGAUGUUUUAUUCAACAUCCAAAAAACUGAUGAAUCUUGCAUUCGCAUUGACAGUUCACUUGCAGAAAGGGAACCUGAUGUUGUUAGAGAUGUACCUGAUCUGUUGCUAAGGUUGAAAGAGGAAUCUGCAGAAGAAGCUCACUGUAGUACUGAAAAACCUAAAAUCAAAGAGGAGCGUGAUACAGCUUUGCCUCCCAAAUCAUGUCCUGUCAUCACUUCUGUUGUUUCAUUAAGCAUCAAGGAAGAGCAGAUGGCUCGUGACGAGGUGGUCAAAGUUUCUGUACCAAGUAAAGCAAAUCCACCAGAAGUUCAAGAUGGCAGUAUGUUUUUUAUUAAGCAAGAGGAAGAAGUCUAUUCCAUAGACGAUUAUAAUACUGUGGGACUGGAGACCACUGUACAGGAAACAUCAAGUCCUACAGUAACAAUUAAGCAAGAAUUUGAUCCUUUACAUCAAAUUAAGCAAGAAGAAACCAGAGGGUAUCCUGAUAUAAUUCCUGUUGUGGUGAAAGAGGAGGAGGGAGAACCCAUGGAAGAAAUAUCAACCACAGUCAGUUCUGCUGCAGUAAUGGCUACAAACAGAAAAUCUCCUCCCAGAAAAUCGGAGUCUGAAGAAAUGAGAAGACUGCGAGCAAUUCUGGACCAUGAACGUCAUAAUCAACCAAUUCCAGAAUAUUUCCUGGACAUGCUUGCGUGGGACCCCAUAAAGCCAUUGGUUGACGACUCCGUGCCAGCUCCACCAGCAGUCAGAGUUGGGCAUGUACGCUGGUGUACCUGUGGUCUCUGCAUUUCCUUACCAACGGAUGAAGAAUGCAUUUGUUGUCGAGAUAUUGUAAACGUUCGGAAGCUGCUUUUGGAAGACUCUGAGUGUAUAUGUGAAAUUGAAUAUCUAAGAAAAGACUUGGUUUCCAAAGAACAUCUUACAGCACUCUACCGUUAUGGCUUAAGUUUUAGCAAGAAGCGCUUCAAGGGUGUAGAGCGUGAAAGUGAUUACAGGAUAACAGCCUACAGAGCUUUUACUAUGUGGGUACAUGGCUACAUGGGACGUAAUACUAAGAGACGCCCUAUUCCGUCAUGUGUAGUGAGACGAAUACGUGACAACUUUCCAGCGCCCGAUAAAGAUUUUUUUUGUGUCCGUCCUGUUUCAAGUGAUCCCUAUGCAGCAGAUAUGUGUGAUAUGUGGUAAUUCUUGUAAUAAAAAUGUUACAAAGAAUUGUUAAAUCAUUUUUUGUCUUUCUUUGUUUUUUGUUUUUUUAACCUUUGUCAACUACCAUUGCAAACACCCACAUUUUGUUAACAUUGGGACAAAUAGUGCACUAGAACAGAUGUUUUUCUUUCAGGAAUAAUGAAUAAACAAAGUUUAGAUUGCUAUUGAUCUGUGUUACCUCCACCUUUAAAAUACAGGUGGUGUGGGUGAUGUUCCUCAAAUGCUUAAUCGUCCAUUUGUCAGAGCAUUAUGGGUAAUAAAGUCCACAGCAGUUGUAGUAGAUGCAAAUGUUAGAGUCUAGUUGUUGUAGGCUGAUGAAUUUGUGAAAUUUGUCCAGUUGUUGAAUACAUUUGUUAUUUGUGAAAUUUACUGGUUUAGACUUGGCACCUUUCAAAUUACACUUUGCAGUCCCAGUGCCAUGAAUCGUACAAAUGCAUAUUUGGAAUGCUAUGUGUUACAUGUUUCAAAGUUAGGGGUGGCUUGGUCAUAGAGUAGCACCCCAUCAGAUUAGUGUUGCACAACUAAUGUAAUUAUUGAUUUACAAAUAAAAUGAUGACAAUAUGA
Molecule: messenger RNA, 2091 nt
Organism: Pelobates fuscus (common spadefoot toad)
Lineage: Eukaryota; Metazoa; Chordata; Amphibia; Anura; Pelobatidae
Product: zinc finger protein 282-like
Exons: 12
Coding region: 166-1506 (446 amino acids)
Biological process (GO): regulation of DNA-templated transcription
Source: RefSeq, a predicted model, not a curated record